AGUUGCUUCAUACAGAAUUUGCAUUCGCGGGGCGAUAAUUCUUUUAUUUAUUUUUGACCGUUUAACCAAAUUCUGCUGCUAAAAUUGUUAUUCGAACAAAUGUUUUGUUUUUGCUGAUUCUAGGAUAGGGAUGGAAAGUGGAGCAGUGACAUUACAGUAAUGCUGCGUAGAUUUCACUCUUGUUUUUCCCUAUUCCAAUCCAGAAAACUUUGCAGUAGUACCCAAUCCCUGGCUGAAGAUUUCAUCAAUUGGGCAGCAGCAGAAGCAGAUAAGAAAAAUGGUAUCCCCUCCCCAGAAUGUUACUGCACUCUUAUCAGCAAUCUGGCCGAGGCCAAGAGGCUCCGAGAGGCUUCUGCUUUCGUACAAGUACUUGCAUAUGACCAGGGGAGUGAUAUGCCCGUUACCGAUAUUUGCAGCUCCCUCCGCCAAAGUUUGCGGAAUUCAGAUUGGGCACCUGCCCUGAUGGGUGUGUUGAUUGACUCCCUAACGAGGGCUGGAAGGAUGCAGGAAGAGGGCAUCCAGGCGUUUACCAAAUAUGUUGAAGUGCCCACCAGCAUCUACCAUUGGAACACCCUUCUGCAUAUUCUUAACAGAUUCCAGUGCACUAAAAUGGUAUGUGAGCUCUUCUUCACCCGUGUGAACAAUCCUAAUCUUUUUACUUUUAAUAUAGUACUGCAUGCUUUGUGUAAAGAGGGAAGAAUGAGAGAAGCAGUGGAUUUGGUGGGGGAGAUGGGUUUCAAGGGCUGUACUCCUAAUGUUGUUUCUUAUAAUACCCUUAUUUGGGGGUACUGCAUACAUGGUCAGUUAGAUAUCGCUGUUAGAUUUCUAGAACAGAUGAUUACAAAGGGGUCAUUGCGUCCUAGUGUCAUUACUUUCAAUAUCUUGUUGAAGGGCUAUUGCCAACAAGGGAUACUGCGUGGUGCAGAGUGUGUGUGGCAACAGAUGGUUAAAAGGGGUUUAGUGCACAAUUCCGUUUCCUAUAAUACAAUCACUGAUGGGGAGUGUAAGGAGGGGAGCAUGGAGGAGGCUUUUGGGUGGAGAGAUGAUAUGGUCCGAUAUGGGGUUGAGCCUGAUGUUGUCACAUUCAACACACUUAUGAACGGGUUUUGCAUAAGAGGAGACAUAGAGGAAGCUCAAGACCUCCUAUCUCAAAUGCUGAAUUCCUUUACUAAUGUUGCAGUGGAUAGCAAUCAUGAUUCUGUAGUUAAUAGUUCUAAAUUGGGUAUUGACACUGAGGUUGGCGAGUACUGGCAAGGUGGGUAUACAAAACCGAAUCAUAUUACUUAUACAACCUUGAUAAGUGCAUAUUGUAGGGCAGGAAAGCUUUACGAAGCAUUUACUCUCUAUGAAGAAAUGGUGAGAGGUGAUAUCAUGCCUGAUGAAAUAACUUACAGUUCUCUUGUUAAUGGGCUUUCCAAAGAGGGCAAGCUAUUGGAAGCGAUAGAUCUUGUUAAGAAAAUGCAGAGCACUGGUGUCUUUCCUAACCAGGUCACUUACACAGAACUUAUUCAUGCACUUUUUAGUUCUGGAAAAUCACAGGAAGCACAUGAUCUCCAUGAUGAAAUGGUGAGAAAAGGUCUUGUUACAGAUACUGUUGUUUUCAGUGUUCUUAUAUAUGGGCUUUGUAAAGAAGGGAAACUAGUGGAAGCAAGGGAGAUGUUUGAGAAAAUGCCAAAUUUAAAUUUGUUCCGUAAUCAUGUUACUUACACAACGCUUAUUAAUGGGUAUUGUAAAGCAGGAAACAUACAGGAUGCAUUAAUGCUGUUAGAUGAGAUGGAAAAAGAGGGUCUGAAGGCUAAUGCUGUCACUUACAAUGUAAUCAUAGAUGGACUCAGCAGAAAAGGACAAAUUGAUGAAGUUGUGGAAAUGUUCAAUUUAAUGCGUGAGAAGGGUUUGAUGCCAUGCAAUGUAACUUACAGCAUCUUAAUUGAUAGAUAUUGUAAGCAAGGAAAUCUGGAAGAAGCUUUUUCUCUACACAAUGAAAUGAUACAGAAUGGUUUGAUUCCUAAUGUUGUUACAGUUGAUGCACUAUUCAAUGGUUUAAGGAAAAUGGGUAAGAUGCAGGAAGCAAUGGAACUAUUUCAAAAAAUGUCUGAGAAGGGUUUGAUUCCAGAUGCCAUUGUUUAUACCUCGCUUAUUGAUGGAUUGUUCAAGGAAGGAAAUCGGUCUGAAGCUUUUAAGUCUGGAGAAGAAAUGAUUAAAAAGGGUCUUGUAUUUGAUGUAGUCACUUACAAUGUUUUCAUUAAUGGACUUUGCAAGAAAGGAAACUUAACUGAAGCAAAAAAUCUUAUGAACGAAAUGCUGGAAAAGGGUUUGGCUCCAGACCACACUACUUACAACAUUCUGAUGGAUGCAUACUGUAAAGAAGGCAAUAUGAAUGAGGCUUUUGAACUUUGCAAUGAAAUGACAAGGCAUAGUUUAAGACCGAAUCUCGUUACAUACAACACUCUCAUAGGUGGACUUUGCGAACUGGGAAAAGUUAAUGAAGCCAAAGAGCUCUUGGAUGAGAUGCAUAGAAAAGGAUUUUCCCCAGAUUACAUCACUCAUAGAACUAUGGUUUCUGCUUGUAUCAAGAAGUGCACCCCCAAAGAACUUUUCCAGAUGCACAAGCAAUUCCUAGAGAAAGGUCUUGUACCCAGUCUCGUGACCUAUAACACAUUGAUUGCAGCUUUUUGCUCAAAAAGAAUGACACAAAAAGCAAAGGUCCUUUGGGAUGAAAUGCUAGAAAAAGAAAUAGUACCAGAUAUAUCCACUUACAAUGCACUCAUAAAUGGGCACUGUAAGAACAGAAAUAUGAAGGAGUCAUUCUGGCUGUAUGGUGAACUAAUAAGAAGAGGUCUGGCACCAACCAUUGAAACUUACAAUAUACUCCUCAGUGGCCUUUGUGGAGUAGGAAUGAUGCAACAGGCAGAUGAUCUGUUGAAGGAAAUAGUAAAAAGAGGUCUUGUUCCCGAUUCCAUUACCUACAGCACAGUUAUUGGUGGGCAUUGCAGGAAAGGCAAUGUAAAGAAGGCCCUCAAGUUGCAUGAUGAGAUGGUCAGAAAAGGUCUUGUUCCUACUGUUGGUGCUUACAAUGUGCUGAUCAGUGGUUUUGCAAAGGCAGGUAUAAUGCGCCGAGCAAAGGAUCUUCUAUAUGAAAUGCAACAAAGAGGAUUGACUCCAAGCUCCUCAACAUACAACAUUUUAAUUGGUGAAUGGUGCAAACUCCGCAACAAUAUUGAGGUUACAAUUCUUUUGAAAGAAAUGAUGGGAAAAGGUUAUGUGCUUAAUGCUAGUACCUUUGGAUGCCUCAUAAAUCAGUUUGCCAAAACUGGAGAGAGAGGGAGAGCAAAUAGGUUCCUUAAAAGUUUACUCAACAAGGGUUUGGUUCCAACACAUUGACUAAUGAUGCAAAGAAGUUGUUGUGGUAGAUAUGAUUUGUCUUCGUUAACAUAUGCCUUAGUAGGAAAGGAACAAAAUUCAAGCCUGGCAUUGCACUUGAGAAUAUUUACAUUUCUCACUCAUGAAAUCAUAAGAAACAAAUCUGUCAUACGAUGUGAUAUACUUUGCAUUUCUAUUAAAAAUUUGUAGCCAACAUUUAUAGCUUUGGGGAUUGUUUCCAUUGUUCAGUACUAGAAAGGUCACAGAGCAUUAUUUGCCGACAGGCUUAUUUUUGUCUUCGACUCUGCACAUGUUGCAGCUGGAAAGUGAGCUUGAAGAAUCUGUGAUUCUGCUUAUGUGCUUAUGGUUUCAUUUACGUUCACAAUUAUUUUCACAAAAUGGAUAGGGCUAGUUUGAAAAAUGAUAAAGAAAGAACGAGCUUUAAAAAACCAACAUAAAUGAAAGUAUCUUUGGCUUUCAAAGAUUUCGACACAGUGAUCCCAGAAGCGUGCACGAAAAUAAUUGGUCCCCAUGAAAGUGUCAGACAUUUAAUCUUAGGUGCCCCCUCACAAUAUUUAUAGAGUAGUAGAUGCUUCUUCAAAUUCGUAAAGGAUUUUGCAGAAGAGAUUGAAAUUGGCUUUACUGCAUAUGGGAUGUGUCAAGCUUAAUAGAGACCAUGUAUUGUGCCAUUUUGUUGGGGUAAAUUUGUAACCUUUUAUGACAGUCCCCACUAACAAUGUGAAUGUCAAAUCUUAUGAAUUUGACAGUUGAUCUGAACUUUGAAGUCUGAAAUGGGAAAUAAAUUGCAAAAAGAGUUUGGCUGAUGUCAGGGUUCCUCAAUUUC
Cryptomeria japonica (Japanese cedar) is the source of this 4204-nucleotide messenger RNA. Its product is annotated as pentatricopeptide repeat-containing protein At5g14770, mitochondrial. The transcript has a single exon. NCBI's taxonomy places the organism in Eukaryota, Viridiplantae, Streptophyta, Pinopsida, Cupressales, Cupressaceae. Gene Ontology annotation, molecular function: protein binding. The record is from RefSeq and is a predicted model, not a curated record. Bases 160 to 3381 code for a protein of 1073 amino acids.